Molecule: messenger RNA, 3175 nt
Organism: Harmonia axyridis
Lineage: Eukaryota; Metazoa; Arthropoda; Insecta; Coleoptera; Coccinellidae
Product: epidermal growth factor receptor kinase substrate 8-like
Exons: 8
Coding region: 259-2499 (746 amino acids)
Biological process (GO): regulation of Rho protein signal transduction; Rho protein signal transduction
Cellular component (GO): plasma membrane
Molecular function (GO): actin binding
Source: RefSeq, a predicted model, not a curated record
AAAAUAGUUAUUAUCCACUAUCUAUCAGUUUUGGUUCAGUUCAACCAACUCAACUUAGUUUACUAUAAAGUUGUGUACUCAAAUAUUCAUUUAUUUUAGUUUACGUUCCUGAACAUAUUUCAAAGCAGAAAUUCCAAUAUAAGGGAACUUUUGGUGUUGAGUGUACUGACUUAAGUGAGUUUAAAGCAAAUAGUUGAAAUUCAAAAAUGGAGUUACUACGGCGAUAGUUAAGACCAAUUGUUGAUCAAUCAAUCAAUAAUGGCUUACCGUACAGAAUUUCCUGAAGACAUGGAAAGAGAGGAAAGGACGGCGGAGGUGGGUGAGAAACCCACCCACAUAAUGGAACAUUUAGCAACAUUCACAGUAACCAAAGAAACAGGAAUAAUCUACCCAGCCGAUGGCAUGAGAAGAUUACUUCAACUAGAGAAGACCAAUGGAAUUUGGUCCCAGAAGAUGCAGCUUUGCCUCGACCGUUCUUGGGUCCUUAUAAUGGACUAUGAGACAGGGACCAUCAUGGAAAGAUUUCCUGUGAAUUCUAUCCAAGAACCCACAGCAUUCACAAGCCAUGACCCAAUGGAGAUGUACAACAACAUACUGGUUUUCAUAGUGGCUGACUCAAAUCAGUCUCACCCUCCAGAAAUGCACAUUUUCCAGUGCCAAAGCAUCUCAGCCCAAGACCUAGUAGAAGACUUGAAGCAAAUCAGAUUGGGCAAGACCAUAUCAAAGAGUAGAAGAACAAAUAUUCCACCCCCUUCCCACAAAUCUCCACAAAACAUAGUCAAUCCCGUGCGCGAUCAUCAAAGAGAAUACGUAGGAUCAGAUUCUGAGCAAGUCAACGACGACGCCAGUUCUACAGCUAGCGAAAAAUACGAAAGAGAUGUCACCAUACUAAAUCACUGUUUCGAUGAUAUCGAAAAAUUCAUAGCCAGACUUCAACACGCCGCUGCAGCAGCUAGAGAACUUGAGAGGAGGAGAAGGAACAGGAAGUCCAAGAAGAGGGAUAUGGGUGAUGGAAUGUUGACCAUGCGAACAAAACCUCCACCAGAAAGAGAGUUUAUAGAUAUAUUCCAGAAGUUCAAGCUUUCCUUCAAUCUUCUAGCCAAGCUGAAAGCUCAUAUACACGAUCCAAAUGCUCCAGAGCUUGUUCAUUUUCUGUUUACGCCUCUAGCUCUCAUAGUGGAAGCUGCGCAUGAUACGUAUUUCGAUGCGCAUCUGCCACAUAAGGUAGUGUCUCCACUAUUGACAAGAGAAGCUAUCAAUCUUCUGAUGAAUUGUGUCACAAGUAAGGAAACUGAGUUGUGGCAUUCUCUGGGUAACGCCUGGUUGAUUCCUAGAGACCAGUGGAAAAGUCAUGUACCUCCUUAUCAUCCUGUAUUCAUGGAUAAGUGGUCUCCUGAGUAUCCAGUCAGUGAUGAAAUCGAAGAGAAGCACUACAGGGAAUCGCAUAGUGAACCUAAUUAUAGUACUGAAUACAAUGAUUUUGAUCCUGAUAAUAUGUUUGAUAGAGGCUAUGAACCACCUCAUGAGAGAGAACCUAAAAGGGAACCACCUAGGGAAGCUCCAGCGGCUAUCAGAGAUACAAGAAGCGAAAUAUCCGUUGACUCUAUUGAGAGAAGUGGAGAAGAGAUGAGUUUUACAAGGAGUCAAGAGCUGUUCUUAGAUGAGCUACAAGCCAAAGGCGCUCAUAUUGUCCAGGUGACCUAUCCACGAACUGCUAACAAUGACAAAGAAAUGACCGUUGUUCGUGGAGAAUUCUUAGAGAUACUCGACGAUAGUAGAAAAUGGUGGCGCGCAAGAAACAGCAGAGGACAAAUUGCCUAUGUACCACACACUAUAGUGAGCCGUUAUCAAGGCACCAAUGAUGUUUUCAGCAAUCCACUAUACACACAUAACAGCAGUUUUAGUAAAAACUCCAACAGAGCUGAUUCCCCUUCAGACCAGUUCACAAUGGGUAAAGUUACCAAUCACAGCGCAGCUCCAUCAUCCAUCUCCACCUCUGCUGAUUGGGUUAGAAAUGAAAGAAUUGAUUCACCUCCUUAUAUUCCACCUCCACCACCACCUCCGCCAUGUUUCGAAUUUUCUAAAACAAAGGAACAGAGCCCGGAGGACAAGGGUGUCCCUGAAAAUGAUGACAUUCAUAGGGAACUCUUCAAUAGGCUAAAUUCCCAAAACGCGAACAAAAAGAAUAUUGGUAUUAGAAAAACACCAGAAUCAUACAUCAAUCAAAGUAGUAGUGCCGCAGAUUUGCAACAAUGGUUGAAAGCAAAACGAUUUGGACCCACAAUUUGUGAAAGAUUAGAAGGCAUAAAUGGUCGUUCAUUAUUUAAUGCUUCGAAAACUGAUUUGGAAAGUAUUUGCGGAGAAAAAGAAGGAAAGAGACUUUUCUCACAGCUUAAUCUACAAAAGAGUUGUAGCGGGUUUACGCUGCGCUCGACAGAAUUACAGGGUAUUCUUGCCAGAGUACGGCAGAAAGUUGAAAAUGGAGCUCAAGAUAACUAAAAAAUCUUACUGGAUUUUCUGAAAACUCAUUUGCCUCUGAAGCAAAUCGAUUAUAUAAGAAUAUUAUAUGUUUAUUGUAAUCCUUCAUAUUUUCCAUAUACUAUAUGCUUUUAUAUCAAUAAAUACGUAUAAAUUCACAAAAAUCAUUACUUUCAAGCAUUAAUUUUGGAUUAAGACUCACCUAAUUGUGAACACCAAGAUCUUGUCCUUAGAAUCACAAAAUAUAUCACAUUCGUGGUUAUUGAAUGAAUAUUGGAAUUCAACGCUUAGAGGCAUAGCUUUCAUUGAUGUUUCUGAUACCUCAGAUACUUCUUAAUACCUCAAGAGCAAAGGCAUUAGGCUCUUUCCAGUCAUAUUGAAAGGAUUUCACAAUUGUUGUUCAGUAUAGCUCUAUUAGUACCAGGAAAAAGGCAUGAUCACUGCAAGGUAAGGUUGAGGUAGGUGAGGAAGUAGAAAAUGUAAUGUAAAGGCAAGAUUGAUGCCUAUAAGUGAAUAAUCAUAUGAAAUAUGCAAUCAUUUAUUCUAUAUUUUCCCUAUACAUUUCUUCGAAUUAUAUCAGUAUCCAGAUGAGAUUUAAACCCUGCAGGUCUUGGGUAAUUCAAGCUGAACAGUUUUGGUGACGGGUUUCUGACUGAAGUCAGGACUUGCACCAUUGUCGAUUUGGUUCUUCCACAAA